Molecule: messenger RNA, 942 nt
Organism: Gossypium raimondii (Peruvian cotton)
Lineage: Eukaryota; Viridiplantae; Streptophyta; Magnoliopsida; Malvales; Malvaceae
Product: PRA1 family protein G2
Exons: 1
Coding region: 151-729 (192 amino acids)
Biological process (GO): vesicle-mediated transport
Cellular component (GO): endoplasmic reticulum; Golgi apparatus
Source: RefSeq, a predicted model, not a curated record
UACGAUAAAACCAAACAAAAGCCGUCCGACAUUUUCAGCUUUGGACUUUUGAACGCAAAAGUUAGUGGUUGCUGUCUUGUCUCGUCUCGUUUUUGGGUCAAAAAAUAAAAACCAAACAAAAAACAAACUGGACUUCGAAAUAACGACGAGAUGGAGAACCACCAAUCAACAUCCGCCACGUACACCACCAUCCCUAUCUCAGCUUCUGACGUCCUCUCCCGCUCCCUUCACAAUCUUUCCGUCACCCUCUCCCGGCACCUCCGCCCCUGGCCUCAGCUCUUGGGCUCCGGUUCCCAAUCUUUCUCCCGUCCCCACUCUUUUCUAUCUCACGCUUCUGCUAACAUGCAUUAUUUUCGCGCCAAUUAUGCCGUGGUGAUCGCCGCCACAUCCGCCUUCUCACUCAUCGGUUCUCCACUUUCCCUCCUCCUCUGCUCGGCCGUUUUCGCUCUUUGGCUCCUCCUCUACUUUUUUCGGGAGGAUCCACUCGUGUUAUGGGGCCACAGUGUCAACGAUCGCUUCGUGCUGCUAGUUUUAGCUUUCCUUUCUGUGCUGGCCGUCUGGAUUUGCGGAGUAUUUCAAAAUUUGUCCUUAGGGUUAGGGAUUGGGGUCCUCGUCUGCGGCGUCCACGCUCUUCUUAGAAACUCCGAUGGACUCUUUCUCGAUGAAAACGACGCCGUGUCCACAGGAUUGGUCCGCUCUGCUCCAUCUUCGACUACUACAAAUUUGUAGAAAUUUAAAAUUUCUUCUCAUUUUUAAUUCAAAAUUGUGGGUCAAAGAGUCGGAAUUGAGAGGUUUGCUUUGAUUUUUCUUUUUUUUUCCAUUGAUUUGAAAUUUGAAGUUUGUCUGAUUCUUUUUGAAGUUUUGUGUUCAAGCUUUGCAUCAUAGUAUUGUAAUCUGUUUACUACAGCAGUUAAACUGAGAUCAAAAUUGUUGUUUUCUUCA